Messenger RNA from Miniopterus natalensis, 462 nucleotides. RefSeq names its product spermatogenesis associated 19 (gene SPATA19). Gene Ontology annotation, cellular component: sperm midpiece. NCBI's taxonomy places the organism in Eukaryota, Metazoa, Chordata, Mammalia, Chiroptera, Miniopteridae. The record is from RefSeq and is a predicted model, not a curated record.
AUGAUAAUUACAACAUGGAUUGUGUACAUUCUCUCCCGGCAAAAUGCAGGGUUCCCCUUCCCACCAAAAACCAGUUCGGACGUUGAAGUUGUGGAAAGCGAGGCUGUGUCUGUAGUACAGCACUGGUUGAAAAAAACCGAAGAAGAGGCUUCCCAGAAUAUAAUGCAGAAGAUGUCCAGCAGCGGCCCUCCCGUCCACGGCCAGGAUGUGCAUGUGUCCAGAGAUGUGGUGAAGCACCAUCUCUCAAAGUCUGAUUUGUUAGCAACACCGAGUCAAGAAGUCCUGGAGGAAAGGACAAGAAUCCAGUUCAUAAGAUGGAGCCAUACCCGCAUCUUCCAAGUGCCAAGUGAGGUGAGAGAUGAUGUUAUGCGCAGCCGGAUAGAGCAGGUGAGACGAAGCUUGUGCCACCUCACUGAUGAAUCAUCUCAGGAUUCUCAUGACAGAAGCUCCCUGGACUGCUGA